Molecule: messenger RNA, 1479 nt
Organism: Anisakis simplex (herring worm)
Lineage: Eukaryota; Metazoa; Nematoda; Chromadorea; Rhabditida; Anisakidae
Source: the annotation of a GenBank genome assembly
AUGAGUAGUAAAUGGGUGUCGGCAUUGCACGACCAUUCGGCCGGUAUCAAUAGUGUGCCGGAAUGUGUUGGAUUAAGCGAUCUGCACGGCGAUGGCGAUUACAAGCUGAUCAUUGGCGAUAUGGGCACUGGACGAUACAACAUGAGAUUGAAGGUGUUCAAAGGAUUGACUCUAAUUGGUGAAAGUGUGCUAACGGAUGUGCCUUCUGCUGUGGUGCCGUUCAUCAAUGAGCUGAUUCAACCAACGCUACCUUCAAUAGCAAUUUCCUCAGGGCCAUCGAUUCUGAUCUACAAAAACUUGAAACCAUUCUAUAAGUUCAACAUACCGGCAAUGGAGAUCAACGACAGUGAAAUGGAAGCAUGGCUUCACGUUGAAGCAUCACAAAUUGAUGCCACGCAGUUGUUUGCUGUACUAGCGAAAUUGCGAAAACAGCUAGGUACCGUUGGCUUAACGGCAAGAUCUCAAGCGUUUCUGAUGGCCAAAGAAGACGAGCGUGAACAGUUAAUCGAACGCUAUCGUGGCAAGAAACUGAUCCGUCAAAGUAUCAUAACAUGUAUGUCAACCUUGAAGAAAUCCACAGCGGAUUCAUGCGGAAUCGAUUGCAUAGUGAUCGGCACUGAAGUUGGCAUGAUCUAUUGUGUUGAUUCGCAAGCUUUCACAGUGCUCUCACAAUGUCAGGUACCUGCUGCACCGGUUUUCAUUCAUGCUACAGGUGUGUAUGAUGUGGACUAUCGAAUUUUCGUCAGUACUCGUGAGGCUGAGGUUUUCACUAUCAAACGAGGCGUUGAGUCUCUUCAACGAGCCACCAUCGCACUUAAAUCCGAUAUUAUCGGUAUGAUUCGAGUUGGGAAACAGUUGGUUGUGGCUUGUGAAGAUUCGACCAUAUCGUUUUUCUCGGCGAAAGGACGACGACAAAAUCAACUGAAGAUGAACACACCGAUCCGUUGCAUAGACGUCUUCGUAUACACCCCAAGGCAGUACACUGCGCUGUUAGUAGCGUUGGAUAAUGAGAUUCGAAUUUAUCAAGAGCUUUUUCUGAUGGAUUCGGUGAAGAUUGACACGCCGAUUAAGUGGAUUCGAUAUGGGCCGAUGGGUCGAGAAGAAGGUGCACUAGUAAUUGGAUGUAGAAAUGGCGGUUUGAUUGUGAAAUUAUUUCGUCGAACUGCAAAACUGGAUCAGAAAUGCGGCGAGAUGGGACCUCCAGUAGCGCAAACGAAAAAGUUGAACGUUCCUCGACGUACGAAAAUUUUCGUUGAUCAGACAAUUCGUGAACGAGAACAAGCACAAACCAUGCAUCAAAUUUUCCAAAGGGAUCUCUUCAUGCUUCGACUAUCGGUAACUCGUGCUUACGCGGGUUUAAUGCAGAACGCUUUGGGUACGGUAUCGACGAAGAAGAACGAGGCCGUCGAGAUUUCGGUGGAGAUCAAUGGCUUUGGACCAACCUUCCGAAUGAUCGUUAAGCUAAGAGUUGCAUCGUAA